UGUUUGACUAUCCCAAACCAAACCUGUCAUUUUCGAAACCUCCAACUCCCCAUUCCCAAAUAACUCGCCCGCCAUCACGGACCGGAGCUCCGGAGCUCACCCCGCCCGCCGUACUCUCUCUCUCUCUCUCUCUCACCAGUCACCAUUACACGAAACCCUAACCGUCACGUGUUCCGGAAAUACCUCCGUCCAGUUACGCAUCAUCGUUGUCUGUUCCUCAGCUACUCUCCCAAUCACACCUGCUCUCAGGAAUCCUGUCCUUCCAUUUCAGCCGCACAUUGUUGUGCAAAGCUGCUUUUAUAGAAGGCCUUGAAUAGAUACCAAUUUCUAUAUCUGUAUUUGUAUUUGUAUUUGUUGGUGUAUGCAUUUAUAGUUGCUUAUAGGGUUGUUGGUGACAAGGAUGGGGGCGAUGACGUCGUCGGUGGCGGCACGGUUCGCGUUUUUUCCGCCGAAUCCGCCGUCUUAUGAGGUGGUGGUGGAAGGAUCCGCCGCGAAAUUGAAGAUGACGGAGGUGGAGGAGAGGGAGAACGUGGAUGUGCUGAAGCUGGCUACCAAGAGAGGGACGGAAAUUGUGGCGGUUUACGUCAGGAAUCCGGCGGCGAAGCUAACUCUGCUAUACUCCCACGGCAACGCGGCUGAUCUGGGUCAGAUGUACGAGCUGUUCUGUGAAUUAAGUCGUCAUCUCCGCGUCAAUCUGAUGGGGUAUGAUUAUUCAGGGUAUGGACAGUCCUCCGGCAAGCCAAGUGAGGAGAACACUUAUGCUGACAUAGAAGCUGCAUAUAGAUGUCUUGAAGAGACAUAUGGUGUGAAAGAAGAAGAUAUAAUAUUAUAUGGGCAGUCUGUUGGCAGUGGACCAACUAUAGAUUUGGCAUCUCGCUCACCAAGGUUAAGGGCGGUUGUUUUGCACAGUCCAAUAAUGUCUGGGCUGAGAGUAAUGUAUCAUGUGAAGCGGACAUAUUGGUUUGACAUAUAUAAGAAUAUUGACAAGAUACCUUUAGUUGAAUGCCCUGUUCUAAUUAUACAUGGAACUGCUGAUGAUGUUGUGGACUGCUCCCAUGGAAAGCAGCUUUGGGAACUUUGUAAACAGAAAUAUGAACCACUAUGGGUUAAGGGUGGUAAUCACUGUGAUUUGGAGCUCUACCCUGAAUACAUUAAACAUCUAAAGAAAUUUGUCUCAGCUAUGGAGAAAUCAUCACAUUUAAAAGAUGUAUUAGUACCAUGUAUUGAAAUUAUAGACAAUCCUCGAAACAGCACUGAUUGUAGACCCGGGCAAAGCAGUAGUCAGGCAACGAAUUCUAGGCCAAGUACAGAGAAGAGGGAGAAGCCUAAAAGAAGCAUAGAUUGCAGAGAAAAAUCAAGAGCUAGUGUUGAUAGGAGAGAUAAAACACGCAAGAGUGUAGAUCACGCGGAAAAGACAAAUAACAACACAGAACCAUCAGAGAAAGCAAGGAACAGCAUAGACCGCUUCGGUGGAAUGAUGAGAUCAGCUGUAUUGUGCCAUAUUGACUGCUUCAAACCGGUGGGAGCAAAGGUCUCAGGAUAGAGGAAAAGGAUUUUACCUGGUUUUUCGCCCCCAUAAAAGCCGCCUCCCAAAGGGGAGCAGGAUUGUGCGCAAUGCUCAAGUUGCCUGAAGCUGGUUGAAGAUGUUAUGAAUUUUGAAAUUGUUCAUCGCAUUGUAUUCUGCAUUUGAAUUGGGUGGUCGUCCUCCUGUACCCUUUUGUGUUGAAUCACUGGAUCUUCAGCAAAUGAACAUUGAUUGUUAUUUAUGUGGAUUUUACGUUUCGCUUA
This is a messenger RNA of Ipomoea triloba (trilobed morning glory), 1788 nucleotides long. Its product is annotated as alpha/beta hydrolase domain-containing protein 17C-like. The record is from RefSeq and is a predicted model, not a curated record. The transcript has 7 exons. NCBI's taxonomy places the organism in Eukaryota, Viridiplantae, Streptophyta, Magnoliopsida, Solanales, Convolvulaceae. The coding region runs from base 401 to 1543 and encodes 380 amino acids.